Messenger RNA from Vidua chalybeata, 2417 nucleotides. RefSeq names its product maestro heat-like repeat-containing protein family member 6. Bases 311 to 2296 code for a protein of 661 amino acids. Gene Ontology annotation, cellular component: cytoplasm. The transcript is spliced from 16 exons. NCBI's taxonomy places the organism in Eukaryota, Metazoa, Chordata, Aves, Passeriformes, Viduidae. The record is from RefSeq and is a predicted model, not a curated record.
CACACAACGGGAGAGGACGGAACAGAGUAGUGCUGUGAGGAGCCCCCACACAGCCAGCUCGUUCCUUGCUGACCCGGAGCUUUUCCAAGAUGCUUUCAAGGGCAGUCUGUAGGACUUGAUGACCCAGAGUCUUUAGAAAAUGUCUUCUCUCACUGUGGCAGGAGGCCUUCAGGACAGAAUGCAGGACUUACUGUUCUGUAGCCUUCCCAAGCCUCCUCUAUUGUAGGUCCCUUCAAGGCUGCAGCACUUGCUGACCUGCAGCGUUUCUGAGGUGUCUCUCCUGCAACUAGCCAUAAAUCCAGACACUGACAUGGCAGAGAGACCUCCCAACCUACCCAAGAAGGUGGAAAAAUGCCCUAGUGAUGCCCCACCACAGCAAGAUGCAGGGAGGGACCGGACACAAGGGCCAGACUCUGCCCGUAGCUGCUGGCACUCUGUGGGCCAGAUGUUUAGGAACCUCACAGGCACUUGGUGUCAAGAGAUGAUCAGCAUGUUUACCCUUGGUAAACACGCAGAGCCAGCAGAGCCUGGCGCCACAGCCACUCAGAGCAUAGCUUCUGCUCCCAGCCUGGAUCUUUUUGGGGAGACAGUUGUCUCCAGUCCAAGUCAAGUGCCAGGCUUUGUUAGGAACAUGCACCAGAGGCUUGCGUCCAAUGGGCCUCCAGACGACUGGCUGUUCAUGGACAUCCUGAGGCUGACUGAGGCACACCCCACUGAUGUUGCAGUGACCCUCCUGCGCUGUGCCCCGUCAUGUGACAGAGGUGCUGCAAUCAUGUGGAAGACCAUAGCCUCAUCAGGAACAACACUGGAAAAGGUGCUGCCAAAACUGCUCUGUGUGAUGGAGGGCUGGCCACUGCAAAAAAUGUACACCUCCGAUGGAGACAAUAAGGAUGUAUUUGCCCUGGCUGCAACCAGGGUGGUUUGGGAGAUUCUCCGCCUGCCCUGGUGCCCAGAGCCAUUUGUGGAAUAUUCCCCGCAUCUCUUUGUGGCUCUGCUCUUCCAAGUUUUCAUCAGUACAGAGCAGCAAUCAGAGGACAUAAAUACUUUCUGGAAGAGAUGUCAGGAGGAAAAUGGCCUUCCCACCAAUAUCAAUAGAUUUGCAGUGAACACUGUGAGGGCACUGUUGCACCAUCUGCGUUUUCUGGAUUUACUGAUGGUAAUGGAACGCAAGUGUGCCUGGGACACCCUGCUCUGUGCCGACAGCCACCACUAUGCAGUGGGUCUGCUGGCCAGGGAGAUGCGCCGUGUCACCCUACCCUUCUGUUCCUCCAUUGCACUCCGCCUGCUCAGGUGGCUCAGCAGGGAGGAGCCACGCUGGGAUCUUGCUGCCCUGGCGUUCCUCGUGGAGGUCCUCGACUGCCUGGACUUGAGUGAAUGGGGUAUCAGCAUCCUGGAGAUCAUGACAAGGCACCUGCAGAGCGAGUCUGUGGAGAGGUGUCACCUGGCACUCAGAGGCCUCGUGGUGCUCAGCAAGGACCCCUCGAUGGCCAAAAAAAUGUGCGGCCUGUCUGAAUGCCUUUUGGAGCUACUGAGGAGUGAAGACAUAGAGGUGGUCAAGAUGAGUCUCUCUGUGUUCACAAAUCUACUCCUGAACAAAGAUAUCCUAACAUCCAGCUCCACAGCCCCAAAAUUGGCUGACGCGCUCCGGCCCCUCUUUGACAAUGACAACAGCCUUGUGCAGCGGCUCUCCAUUGGCCUCUACCAAGAUGUGAUGGAAUCGGUAGUGGAAAAGGGAAAAAAGCCCCUGAAGAUGCUUGUGAGCCAGAGCCUGCUCCCUCUUUUCUUCCACUGCCAUGAUGAGAACCGGCGUGUGGCACAGGCCUCUCGGGAAACGCUGCUUUCUGCAGUCAAGUUCCUGAAGAGGAAGGAUCUCAUGCGGCUGCUGAAGACAGAUGACCCAUGGAGCUUUGCCGAGCAUGUGCUGGCAGAGGACAGGAGCCGAGCGGCCGAGCACCUGCGCCUGGCGCUGCCCUACCUGCAGAGCCCGCAGGAGCCCCUGCGAGAGGCGGCCGUCAGGUCUAUUGGGAUCGCCGGGGUGCUCAUGAGGGGGCAGCCAGAAGAGCUGCAGCUCAUCUGUGAGGCCCUUCAAGCCCUUAGCACAGAUGACAGCCCCUCCAACACAAACCUGACAGUUCAAGUCAUGUUCAAUGAAAGAGCUGCAUUACUAAGUUCAUCUUCUGAAGAGAGACAACCAGGACAGCACCAGAUUCCAUACAAGAGGAGACAGCCUGGAGAUCAGAGGACAGCAGCUGAAGUUCCAGGCACUGGAACUGCUGGAGCUGCUGGGAACACCUGAGCUUGCCUUCCCUCUUUACUGGUCUCUUCCCGCAGCCCUCAGACCCUGCUUGUUCCCUGCCCCUUCUCCCGAGCUCAUCCCUCUGCUUUGAUUGCCAUUAAUAAACAUUUCAACUUCUUCA